GGACCUUCCUCCAUCAUUUUUACUAAUCGCUCGCUAUCUUCUUCUCUGCUCUUCUCUCUUAAUUUGAGUCUACUCAAAAACGCUGUCGUUUCUAUGUUUUCUGGUGUAGACGAAAUGAGACCUAACCCGAGAACAUAACGCAACCCGACCCGACUUGACCCGGUUCUCGAAUCUUUGGGAAUCUUUUGAUUGUUGAAGGUACAAUAAACAGAAGAAUCAAAAAUGGAGAGAAAACGACGAUCGAAGAUGAACAUCGCUAUAAUACAUCCAGAUCUUGGAAUAGGUGGAGCUGAAAGAUUGAUUGUGGAUGCAGCGGUUGAGCUUGCUUCUCACGGUCAUAAAGUUCAUGUCUUUACUUCUCACCACGAUAAAUUCAGAUGCUUUGAGGAAACUCUCUCCGGUCUCUUUCGAGUUACGGUGUACGGUUCGUUCUUGCCACGUCACAUUUUCUACCGUCUUCACGCUGUGUGUGCGUAUCUGAGAUGUUUAUUUGUCGCCCUCUGUGUCAUUUUGGGAUGGUCAUCGUUUGAUGUUAUAUUAGCCGACCAGGUUUCGGUCGUUAUCCCGCUGCUGAAACUCAAAAGGUCAACAAAGGUUGUUUUCUAUUGCCAUUUUCCUGAUCUCUUGCUAGCUGAGCACACUACUCCUCUCAGGCGAAUGUAUCGGAAACCAAUUGACUUUGUCGAAGAAGAAACCACAGGAAUGGCAGAUUUGAUUCUUGUUAACAGUAAAUUCACGGAAUCAACCUUUGCCAAUACAUUUAAGCGUCUUCAUGCUCGAGGAAUUCGUCCAGCCGUUCUUUAUCCAGCAGUCAACGUGAAUCAGUUCGAUAAACCACUUUCUUAUAAGUUGAACUUUCUCUCUAUAAACCGGUUCGAGAGGAAGAAGAACAUCGAUUUAGCUGUUUCAGCUUUUGCAAUACUAUGCAAAGAUAAAGAGAAUCUUAAUGGCAUUACCCUCACGGUCGCAGGGGGAUACGAUGAAAGAUUAAGGGAGAAUGUCGAAUAUUUGGACGAUCUCAAAAGUUUAGCCAAAAAAGAAGGCGUGUCUGAUGGAGUAAAGUUUAUCACAUCUUGUUCAACACCAGAAAGAAACGAACUUCUCUCAAAUUGCUUGUGUGUUCUCUACACACCGACGGAUGAACAUUUUGGUAUUGUUCCACUAGAGGCAAUGGCAGCUUACAAACCGGUGAUCGCUUGCAAUAGUGGUGGCCCUGUGGAAACAGUGAAGAGUGGAGUAACCGGUUAUCUAUGUGAACCGACUCCUGAAGAUUUCAGCAAGGCAAUGGCUAAAUUCAUUGGAAAUUCUGAGUUAGCUAACCAAAUGGGAAAUGAAGCCAGGAAACAUGUCGUCGAGUCAUUCUCUACCCAGACAUUUGGACAAAGAUUGAAUCAGUUUCUCGUUGAUGCCUCGUAUCCUAAACAAGAUUGAGAUUGCUAUUCUGAAAACACUUUGCUCAUGUAGUCUGAAACUGGUUGACCAACAGUAUUUGAAAUAAAGUUAAAGAAACAUUAUAUAA
Messenger RNA from Eutrema salsugineum, 1519 nucleotides. RefSeq names its product alpha-1,3/1,6-mannosyltransferase ALG2. Bases 223 to 1431 code for a protein of 402 amino acids. The record is from RefSeq and is a predicted model, not a curated record. Gene Ontology annotation, molecular function: GDP-Man:Man(1)GlcNAc(2)-PP-Dol alpha-1,3-mannosyltransferase activity; alpha-1,3-mannosyltransferase activity. The transcript has 8 exons. Lineage: Eukaryota; Viridiplantae; Streptophyta; Magnoliopsida; Brassicales; Brassicaceae.